Molecule: messenger RNA, 1581 nt
Organism: Orbicella faveolata
Lineage: Eukaryota; Metazoa; Cnidaria; Anthozoa; Scleractinia; Merulinidae
Biological process (GO): potassium ion transport; transmembrane transport
Cellular component (GO): membrane
Molecular function (GO): voltage-gated potassium channel activity; intracellularly cyclic nucleotide-activated monoatomic cation channel activity; protein-containing complex binding
Source: RefSeq, a predicted model, not a curated record
AUGUCUGCCACGUGGAACAAACAAGUUCAAGUUACUUUCAGUGGAGUUUCACUCGCCAACGAGGAGAUAAAUAUCCAAAAGUUUCCUUUUGUCAUAAAUCCUCGUUCGCGUCUUUUUCGACACUGGGAAACCGUUAGCUCCAUUUUCAUAUUUUUAACCUGUCUGAUUGUCCCUUACCAAGCAAGCUUUGACUCACAAAGUUCAACGCUUUGGGCUUUGGCUUACAUUUUUGAUGCGCUAUAUCUCGUGGAUGUGUCGCUGAGAUUUUUGGUUGGAUAUUUCAGCAAAGGAACACUCAUCACCGACCGAUCGCUUAUUCGGCGCCGUUAUCUCCGUGGCAUGUUUAUACCGGACUUACUGACCCUUUUACCACUGGAUCUGCUGGCUUUUGGAGUUGGCACACAUCUCAGAUGGCAUCAGACAUUGACCUUGUUGAGGCUCAACCGUAUUCUGAGAGUACUCCGGCUGCUGUCAUUUUUCGGAGCACGAGAGAACGAACUGGGAACUAAUACGCCACUCAUCCGGGCAUUGAAAGAUGCUUCAAUCGGUACGAUUACGAUUCAUUUGAUGUCAUGCGCGUGGUAUUCUCUGGCGUGUCCCAAUAUAGGAGCUGCUGAAACGUCAUGUGACGCCGAAAGCUGGGCGGUGAAACUUAAAACAGUUAAUUUACGGCACAACUAUUUCUAUCGAUAUUUGUCUUUUUCAUUGCAGCGUAAUAUGGAGAUAUCCCCCGACGUACGUUACAGAGUCUUGGCUUACUACGAAUAUUUGUGGACACAUAAUCAUGGCGUAAGUGGAGUAGGCAUGUUCAAUGAUUUACCCCUGACCCUCCAAGCUGAACUAUCUCUUAUGAUCAACAAAAAGGUUUUGGAGAAGGCUCCUCUGUUCAGAGGUCUUAACCCUGGUUUUAAGCGCAUGCUCUCUUUGGUUAUACGCCCCGUGUUCUAUAUGCCAAAUCAGAUCAUAGCGAGCAAGGGAGACAUUGGACAUCACAUGUUCUACAUUCACCGCGGCCGAGCAGAGAUUCUUUGUGAAAAUGAAAGCACAGUGUUAGUGACUAUGAAUGAGGGGAAACUGUUCGGUGAACAUUAUUUUCAGGUGAGUAUGGUGUAUAAUUUUCCACGAUCAGCGUCUGUUCGUGCUGCCGCUCCGUGUGUCAUCUUUGUUCUUGACAGGGCAGAUCUCAACAGAGUUCUUAAACAUUACCCUGGAGGUGGGUUUUAGUGCCCGUUUAUUCCAUUGCCGUCAUCUAGUAGUUUGGAUAACCCCCGACGGGGAUACUCUCAGAAAUGUUUGGUGGGGGUGUGUGCGGCCCCCUCCCCAAAACCCUUACCACUAUUUAAGACCAAAAUCUGCGAUUUUAAAUUCUCCUACCUUAGCUAUUUAUGUCCUGACUGUAAAUUCGAUACCUUAUUUAAGACCCGACCCUUAAAUCAAUACCCUGUUUUAGACCUGCCUUAUGAUGAUGAUGAUUUUUUUAAAAUAAAUUUUUAUUUGCAUACAAUAGAGUCAGUUACCUAACUUGCAUUACUAAUACUUAUACAACUAACAUUACAAUACAUUUACGUGUACAGCAUAAAA